Eruca vesicaria subsp. sativa (arugula) is the source of this 192-nucleotide messenger RNA. The record is from the annotation of a GenBank genome assembly. Lineage: Eukaryota; Viridiplantae; Streptophyta; Magnoliopsida; Brassicales; Brassicaceae.
AUGAAGAAAUGCAAAUAUACUAUGGUCCGGAACCAUGCUGCAUAUGAUGAGGAACAUGCCGUGAUGAUUGUUGAUUUCAUGAGUGAUCCGAGGGAUAAGGUGACUAUUUGCAAGAUGAGUAAAAAAGUUAGAACUGCUAAUGAUGGAUAUAUAGUUGUGAGUCUUCAAACUAUGUUUACUGAUAAAAAAUAG